Messenger RNA from Penicillium salamii, 1416 nucleotides. NCBI's taxonomy places the organism in Eukaryota, Fungi, Ascomycota, Eurotiomycetes, Eurotiales, Aspergillaceae. The record is from the annotation of a GenBank genome assembly.
AUGGGUUUCAUCGGCAAUGCCCUCUAUUACUCCUUCCACCCUAUGCAGUUGAGGGCAAUCAUUCAAUGGAAAGUUUGGCACAACCCGCCCCAUGAGCGCAACGAAAAGAACGAGACCGAAAAUCAAAAGCUUUGCUUCAAAUUCCUCGAUUUGACCAGUCGGAGUUUUAGCGCUGUGAUCAAGGAGCUCCACCCGGAGCUUUUGAUGCCUGUUUGCAUCUUCUAUUUGGUCCUCCGUGGACUGGACACCGUCGAAGAUGACACCUCCAUCCCCUUGGUCACCAAAGAGCCCAUUUUGCGAGAUUUCAAGAACUACCUGACACAGGAGGGAUGGAACUUCACCGGCAACCGACCGGAGGAGAAGGAUCGCGAGCUGCUUGUUCAGUUCAACCACGUCGUCACCGAGUUCAUGAACUUGAAGCCCGAGUACCAGACCAUCAUCAAGGACAUCACCGACAGAAUGGGCAAUGGUAUGGCUGACUACGCGGUCAAGGCCGAGUCUGAUGACGCUAGUGUGAAGACCAAGGAGGAGUACGACUUGUACUGCUAUUACGUCGCCGGUUUGGUCGGUGAGGGUCUCACUCGGUUGUUUGUGGAGGCGGAGUUCGGAAACCCCGCACUCAUGAAGCGGCCACGACUCCACAAGUCCAUGGGACUUUUCCUUCAGAAGACCAACAUCAUCCGCGAUAUCCGGGAGGAUUUCGACGACAACCGCCGAUUCUGGCCCCAGGAGAUUUGGUCUAAGCACGUCGACAACUUCGAGGAUCUCUUCAAGCCAGAGCAUCUUGAUGCCGCUCUCAACUGUAGCUCUGAGAUGGUUUUGGAUGCCCUCGAGCAUGCCGAGGAAUGUCUCUUCUACCUGGCUGGUCUCCGCGAGCAGAGUGUCUUCAACUUCUGCGCCAUCCCGCAGUCCAUGGCUAUUGCCACCAUGGAAUUGUGUUUCCGUAACCCCGAUAUCUUCAAGAAGAACAUCAAGAUUACUAAGGGAGACGCUUGUCAUCUCAUGCACAAGUCGACUCAGAACCUCAGCGUUCUCUGUGAUAGCUUCCGGGAAUACACCCGGAAAAUCCACAAGAAGAACACCCCCAAGGACCCCAACUUCCUUAAGAUCAGCAUUGUUUGUGGUCAGAUCGAGAAGUUCAUUGAAACCAUCUUCCCCACUCAAACCGCUGAGGCUGCUCAGCGCAAGGUCACUGGCGAGCUGACUGCGGCCGAGGCCAAGCGGAAGGAAGAAGACGACCAGAACAAGAACGACAUCUGGUUCAUGAUGGGAUUGAUGGGUGUGAUUGUUGUCAUCGUCGCUGGCCUGAUGAUUUUCGCAGCCUGGAUGAUGGGUGCACGAUUCGACCUUGCCUUCAAGGAGCUUACCCAAGGCAACUUCCGUCCUCCCAAAUCGAUUGCGCACGGCGAACUUUGA